Molecule: messenger RNA, 844 nt
Organism: Hordeum vulgare subsp. vulgare (domesticated barley)
Lineage: Eukaryota; Viridiplantae; Streptophyta; Magnoliopsida; Poales; Poaceae
Product: CBL-interacting protein kinase 21-like
Exons: 3
Coding region: 422-745 (107 amino acids)
Biological process (GO): protein phosphorylation
Molecular function (GO): ATP binding; protein kinase activity
Source: RefSeq, a predicted model, not a curated record
UCCGACGGCAACUCCAGUCGUGGGAUGCAGGUUUGUGUGUGGAUUUUUAUUCUAGCACAAAUAAAGCUUCUCCUUCCUCCCUAAUCUAGCCGGCCAAAGAACAGAUCCCUACCGCGGCUCCUCCUCAUCCGUCCUCUUCCUCCUGUUUAAUCCAUCCUCUUCCUCCUAUAUAAUUUCUUGUCUUCAGCACGAAAUCACAGGGGCGUGCGGCAGCAAUCGCCCUUGCCACGGUCGAGGAAGAGGAACGGAGCCAUGAAUAUGGCUGAAACGCGGACAGACUUCGUGGCCUGAGGUGGAGCACGACCUGUCGUAGGUAGGAAGGAGCUGGGGGCGGGGUACCUCGUGGGCUGGAUGGCCGCUCUCGCGUCCUGACCUUUACCCCCGCCGAGAGGUGCCGGCAGGCCGGCGAACCCGCGCCGGCAUGGCGGCUACGGAGGGAGCAAUGCGGAUGGGCAAGUACGAGAUGGGGCGGACGCUGGGGGAGGGGCACUUCGGCAAGGUGAGGCUGGCGCGGCACGCCGACACGGGCCGGCCCUUCGCCAUCAAGAUCCUCGAUCGCGAGCACAUCCUCGCCAUGAAGAUCGACGAGCAGAUAAAGACGGAGAUCGCGACGCUGAAGCUGCUCAAGCACCCCAACGUCGUCCACCUGUACGAGGGUAUCUCGGCCAAAUUUUAUGUGUUGGUAACAAGUGCGGAGAGCAAAUGUUGUACCAGGUUUUCUCGGCCUAAUUUGAUGUUUUCUUAACAAGUCCGGACUGCAAAUGUCUUUGUUUCUUUUCAAACAUGACUACACAUAUCUCAGUAGAUGGUAUAGUUUUGAUGAAUAAUGCAUUGUUGGUUGCUU